Meleagris gallopavo (turkey) is the source of this 3598-nucleotide messenger RNA. The record is from RefSeq and is a predicted model, not a curated record. NCBI's taxonomy places the organism in Eukaryota, Metazoa, Chordata, Aves, Galliformes, Phasianidae.
AUGGGUCUCAUUUUCAAUCUCAUACCACAGGGAAGUCAGGGGAGAGGAGAUCUUCUGACUGUUCUAAGUAAGGAAAUAAGAAAAUGUCUUUACACGCUUCCCAAAAGACAAGGGAGAAAAGCACAAAACUACCAGGAGGGAGCUUUCACCUGCGUGCGGAGCAACCUGCAGCUCGUCGGGGUGCCUGCUCCGUGCGAGCAGCGCCCGCUGCCCUUCGUGUGUGCAUGUCUUCGUGGGCGUGCUCAUCCCCCGACUACCCCGCGCCCUCCCACGGGCUCCGCUACCGGCUGCCCCGGGCAGGGGUAUGGGCUCAGCCCCCCGGCCCGCGCUUCCCGGAUUUGUGCUUGGUGCUGCAGGAGGAGGCGGGGAAGAACGAUCCCUGCUAAAGUAGAGGGGAGGGGGCAAGCCGGCACCCCCCGGAGCAUCGGGGGAGGGUUAACCCGCGAGGUCUGGGAGGAGAAAGCGGAGGCCGGGCUGGGCAGGGGGAGGAUAAGAGGAAAAGGGAACGAGCGUUUCGGCGAGGUCGCACACCGCCAGCCCCGCCGCAGCGGCAGUGCCUUCCCCUCGCAGGCGGCGGACAGCGGUGGGGAGGUGUGGGAGGCUCCAGCCUUCCCUCCCACACACCCCUCCAGCUUUAUCUCCUCUUCCCCCGCCGCUGGGUGGACGCGGCCGGAGGGGAGAAAGGGCGGCCCGGAGGCGCGGAGCCCCGAGGGAGGAGGAAGCAGGGGAGCAUCUCCGAGCCGCCGCUCCCUGCCCAGCAGACGUGGAGAGAGAGGGAAAACUGCCGGCUGCGCUCCUGACCCCGAGCUUCAAGGGUUUUUGAGAGUGGAUCAAGACAAAGACAGAGAAUGCAGCCUGGACUGUGCAGGUUCUCCUCAGAAAUCACUUUGUGCAUCUGAUGGAAGAACUUUCUUGUCCCGGUGUGAAUUUCAACGAGCAAAAUGCAAAGAUCCUCAGCUGGAAAUUGCCUAUAGGGGCAACUGCAAAGAUGUUUCCAGAUGUGUGGCUGAGAGGAAGUACACCCAAGAACAAGCUCGAAAAGAAUUUCAACAAGUGUUUAUUCCAGAAUGCAAUGAUGAUGGCACAUAUAGUCAGGUUCAGUGCCACAGUUACACUGGAUACUGCUGGUGUGUCACUCCCAAUGGUCGUCCGAUCAGCGGUACUGCUGUGGCCCACAAAACUCCUCGUUGCCCAGGCUCAGUGAGUGAGAAACUGCCACAAAGAGAAGGUGCAGGAAAAGCAGAUGAUGCCUCAGCUCCUGCGCUGGAAACUCAGCCUCAAGGUGAUGAAGAAGAUAUAGCUUCUCGUUAUCCUACAUUAUGGACUGAGCAAGUAAAGAGCAGACAAAACAAAACCAAUAAAAGCUCAGCAUCAUCGUGUGAUCAAGAACUGCAGUCAGCCCUCGAGGAAGCUAAACAACCCCAGAAAGAUAAUGUGUUCAUUCCAGAAUGUGCUCAGGGUGGUCUUUACAAACCAGUGCAGUGCCAUCCUUCCACGGGCUACUGCUGGUGUGUUCUCGUUGACACAGGGCGUCCUAUUCCGGGUACAUCAACAAGGUAUGAACAACCUAAAUGUGAUAACAGCGCCAGAGCUCACCAAACCAAAACAAAGGAUUUGUACAAAGGACGACAGCUUCAAGGUUGUCCUGGGGCCAAGAAGAAUGAAUUCUUGACGAGUGUUUUGGAUGCACUGUCCACAGAUAUGGUGCAUGCAGUCUCUGAUCCAUCAUUGUCUUCCAGCCGGGUUUCAGAACCUGAUCCAAAUCACACUCUGGAAGAGAGAGUAGUCCACUGGUACUUCAAACAAUUAGAUAAAAAUUCCAGUGGUGACAUUGGAAAGAAAGAAAUCAAGCCAUUUAAAAGGUUCUUAAGAAAGAAGUCAAAGCCCAAAAAAUGUGUGAAGAAAUUUGUGGAAUACUGUGAUGUGAACAAUGAUAAAUCCUUGUCAGUUCAAGAAUUAAUGGGAUGCCUUGGAGUAACAAAAGAAGAAGCCCCUAAAACCAAUACUGAGAGCACUUCAUCUAGCAGGCAGCAAGUUUCCAAGAAGCAAGGGUGAGCAGCUUACUGACCCAAGGCAGAACUCUUUGACAUGUGGGAGAUUUCCUCACCAAAAGGCAAUAAAAACAACUGUAGUAUUUGCACUUUGUACUUAAAAAUGUAAAUUCACUUUGUAGAAAUGAAAUAUUUAAACAGACUUUUUAUAAUCUGUGAAAAUUUAAUAGCUGGUUUUGAAAAAUUAUCACAUACAAUGUAUGUGCAUUCUUUUGUUGUCUGAAAUAUGUAAAACGUGUUGGAGAUGUAAAAGUUUGCAUUUAAACUUUUUUUUUUUAAUAGCUCUUUGGCAAAUAUUAGCAAAGAAACCUGUUUCUAUGUAUUUUGGUUUCAAUAGUAUGCCUUCUUUUUCUUACCAAUACUGUCAUUUAAGUAGAGUUAUGCUGAAAAGUCUACUGUAUUCUCAAUUAUGUCCAAGAAAUGUUGGAUGUUAAGGUUUCUAAGGUUGAGGGAAGUGUGUAAAUUCCUGUUGACUUGUUCUUGCAGUUUUUAACUGAAAAAUUUUUUCACAAGUGGCAAUAUUUUCUUCAUUGUGUUUUUAUUAUUAUGCUUCCCAAAGAUCAUGCAAUGAGAACACAACCACUAAAGGAUUCAAAAGUUAUUCUACAGUUAGGAUUCUGUUAGAAAAGUGUAUUCUUCUAUCUGUUUUUGAGGCGUGGUAGUUUUCCUCAUAGGAGUAAGGUGGAUAGUAAUGUGACUCCAGCAUGGUUUAACCUGAGCCUAAAAGCAUGAUCCUGCAGUCAGCAAAAAUAGGAGAGGAGUCUGUGUGAAUCAGAAUUGUAAAUCUAACUAUGAAGAGACAGGGAAGGCUAAAUAGAUUUGUCAGCCUUUUCUUCUCCUACACCUGCCUGUCCCCAUUUGCCUUGGGGGUCUACCAGAGCUAAAGGUGAACAAAUUAUGAAGAGUUCCCAUAAGGAGAGGCUAUUCACCACUCCUGCCUGAAGUUUCACCUUGCUGUCUGAAAGAAGUUCUUGUAAGUUUUCUUACCUCCUCUGUCAUUUAACCCCAAACAACACUUAUUGUAUGUGUGUUUGAGUGGAAUAAGAACUUGUGAUGUGAAUUUAGAGCAGGAGACUCAUGUAAAUAAAGAUUCAGCUCUUGAACUGUUGCAAGUUAUAAGCAGUUGGAUUGAUUGAUAUGGUGGUAGAUGGACUGCUGGCAUCUAGGAGCUGUCAUGAAAAGUCAGGAAUGUUGCAACAAGCACUGAUUUCGUUCUGGCUUGUUUAAAUAAUGUGUGAGAUUUGACAUGAGACUAGCAAAUCCUAAUAGCACCCUGUCUUGAGCUUGAACCAGAAAAAGCUUUGUUGCAAAGAAAAAUGUUUCAUUUUAAUUCAACAUAUGGAUAUAUGCUGAAGUGAUAGGAAACACUGUAUACAUUGGAACCAUAUCCCAGAAAAUGUAUACUCUUAAGCUUUGACAACAGGAGGAAUCAAGAUGCGAGUCUGUGUUAUCUUGUAUUUUGUUUUUAAAAGUAUUUGUUCUUUUAUAAUGUUAAACUUUGAAUUUAAUCUUCUAUAUAGAUUAAAGAUCAAUAUGCUAUCAAACUA